Molecule: messenger RNA, 291 nt
Organism: Habropoda laboriosa
Lineage: Eukaryota; Metazoa; Arthropoda; Insecta; Hymenoptera; Apidae
Exons: 4
Coding region: 1-291 (96 amino acids)
Source: RefSeq, a predicted model, not a curated record
AUGCCAUGUGAUGGAAAAAAUCCAAAUUGUGAAAAAAGAAGGGAAUUACUAACACAAUUAAAAUGUUUAAUUAGUUCUAUGGAAAAGAAGAAACCAUGUGAAUGGGAUGAACCACCUAGUUCCCCUGCUGUUAUUUGUUCUUCACCUUGUGCUUCCAGUUCUCCUUAUUGCCGUAAUGCGUUAUUGAAACUGACUGACCUUGGAGACAUAGAAGUUGCUUUAAGAAAAUUUUAUUGUGCUGAUGAAGCAAGAGAAGUUGCACUUGCUGCAUAUUGUAGAUUAGCAUCCUAA